Molecule: messenger RNA, 2138 nt
Organism: Zootermopsis nevadensis
Lineage: Eukaryota; Metazoa; Arthropoda; Insecta; Blattodea; Termopsidae
Source: RefSeq, a predicted model, not a curated record
UUACGUAGUGUCGACGGGAGAAUGUCUUUGAUUGACGAAAUGUUAAGGAUGAGGAAGGAAGCGAGCCCUCCUUCCCAGAGUUUGAGUGGAGGAACUGGGGAAGACCAUGAUAGCCGGCCUUUUAAUACGAGAAUCUAUCAUCGGACUUCCAAAAUGCGACGUAGGACAGUCACCGACUAAGUCGCGACGUUCCGUGACGUAAUAACUUUUUUAUAUACAGCCUGUGACACAAGAGAGACAUAAUGAAUACGUAUGGGGAUCUUACACAGGGCCUUUCAAGUGUAAAACAUGUUUCAAUCACAGCGCCAUAGCCACUAACAGACCGAAGGUCGUCUAAUUUUGUGUUGUUUUCUUUGUGUAAAUCACAGUCAAACUGUGGCUUAAAACAUUCGCGUUGCAAGACUGAAGAAAGACUCGAAACACUUUCAAGACAGCUGGCCGACAGUAGAAUAGGUAGGUGACUUUCAGAAUACACUGAGCAAGCUUGGUCAGUGCUCGGAACAUGUUCAUUCAGCUGCAUUGUCUGCAAAGUAAAACUCGAACUGUAACUGUCUGACGUCACUUUGCCUUGUUUCGGGUAACGCUGCUCUGCUAUCCGAACAGGUGCUUCCCUCUGGUGGCUGUUUCCUUAUUGCCGCUGUUAUUCCAAGCGAGUGCACUCCCUGUACUAGUUUUUAUGUGCUGUGUUCUCUCAAGUUUUAAAGUUGUGAAUGUGUUUUGUGUGUUUGUAUUUCUGAAACUCGUGUUUUUUAAGGGUAUUUAUAGUGGUGUACUGAAAAUUAAUAGCUUGAACAGAAAAAGGAAGUAAUUAUAUGAUGACCGGCAUGAAAUGGCGGGUGUACGUGACAAACCGAAGUCGUUCAAAGUUUCGUGUUUUGAUUUGUGUGGUUAUAAAAAGCAGAGAAGAAGGAUUUGACCGUCGAAUGAAGCUCCAAACGACAGAUAACACGGUGUCUGUCGAUGGCCCCCGAGGCCGUUCCGGUCACCAGUCAUGUACAGCAGUGUGGCGGCACAGCAUAACUACACGGGCAGUGCCGAAACGCAAAGCAAUCAGCAGGACCAACAGCAGACGCAGGAUGCAGAGGGCGAGAAACAGGACAACGGACGCGCCACGCAGCGACACCGCCCCCAUCGCCACCCCCGCCGCCACCAGUCCUUCACCACGCGACUGUUCAAGUACAUCAAGCAGCAGUUCAACCCCGAGAAAGGAGAAGAGGAGGAGCUGGACGAGUUCAGUGUCCACGCGACCCGGCACCGCCCCGAGGAGCUCACGAAGCUCGCCAGGACGACCAAGUUCACCCGCAAGGAGAUUCAGCUCAUCUACCGCGGGUUCAAGCAGGAAUGCUUCAAGAACAUCUUCUCCCAGUUCUUCCCCCAAGGCGAUGCGAGCCAGUACGCGCACUACGUCUUCAACACGAUCAAACACAACCAGACGGGCAAGAUAAGUUUCGAGGAUUUCCUUGGCAUCCUGUCCAGAGUGUCUCGGGGCAGCGUCCAGGAGAAGCUGCAGUGGAUAUUCGGUCUCUACGAUCUCAAUGGAGACGGCCUCAUCACCAAGAGCGAGAUGCUGGACGUUGUGACGUCAAUCUACGAGAUGCUGGGCCGCUCCACUGAGCCCGUCGUAGAGGAAAACUCGGCUAAGGAGCACGUAGAGAAGAUCUUCCAUCUAAUCGACACAAACAAGGAUGGUGUGGUGACAAUUGACGAGCUAGUGGAGUGGUGCUCCAGAGACGAACAGAUUCUCCAGUCUCUGGAGACGCUGGAUACAGUGUUGUGAUCCCGACACAGGUGCCACCUGGCGGCGGUGUGUGCGAACUACAUAUGAAAACAUGAGCAAUGUCAGGACUGUCGACUGUCGCGAAUCGAUAAUUGCAGGAGACAUAUUAGGAGGUAAACACUAAUCGUGGUUAGUUUGCUUGGCGGAGAUUUUAAGAAAAUAAUUUUCAGAUUUCGUAUGUGUUGAUGGUUUCUUCGUUGUACAAACCUCAGAUCCCGGAAACCAAAUCUAGCCAGCAGCAGUUGGAAAACUAUACAUCACGGCAAUCAGCAUGUCGUAGGCGAAAAUUGUGCAAAAAAUCGACGGACAUGGUGGGUCAGCAAACGAUCAUUGACACAGGCGUGAUUUUGAAACCAAGCAA